Molecule: messenger RNA, 1012 nt
Organism: Linum trigynum
Lineage: Eukaryota; Viridiplantae; Streptophyta; Magnoliopsida; Malpighiales; Linaceae
Source: the annotation of a GenBank genome assembly
GCAGAGGGAUGAACCCAUGCCAGCUAUUCGGGAAAGCAUGGAUCCCCGACCGGAAGAUAAGCAGGUGGAUAUGGAGCCGCUGCGAUCGCUGGUGCGGCGCCAGAGCCCCAGGGGGUUUGUCAUUAAUCGGGCUCCCAAAGUUAAAUUUGGUGGAGGUGGUAAGCAGAAGCAGAUGGCGCCUAUGAAGGAGACUGCCAGCCCGGCUCUCAGAGGAAAGAAGGGGGUGCGUCGGCCUCAGAACACGGUGCGAUCAGGUCGGGGGUCACCUACCCAAGCAGUUGUGGCUCUGGCAGUUGGAAUAGUGGAGCAGUCCCGGCGUCAUCGACUCAUCCUUGAGCAGGACUUGGACGAUGACAUGGCGGACCUGCCCCAGCCGAAGGAGCAGGCCAUUCCACUCGGCCAACCGACGAGUCGGGACACCCAGCCUUGCCCUGACCAGGUGUGGAAAACAGAGGGUCCAAAUACCGGGACUGCGAAGCUGGUGAAGAGGCGCUUGCGUCGCAACGCCUCCAAGGUUGUUGCAGCUGACGUGGGUGGUGUUGUUGAUCCUGCUCCACUGCCAGUCGCUGAACCUCGUGGUGCUCGGAAGUCCCGCCAAGUUCGUGUGGUGCAUGGGGAGGAGAUCCAUGAGCAGGGGGAUAAAGCUAUUGCUCCCCUUCCCACUUCCCACAAAGGUGCUAUCUCGGCUGGUGAGGAGGCUGAUGAAUCACCUAGCGGGGCAAGUGAGGCUGGUGAGGGCGCCCGAUGCGGUGAAGUUGAGGGAGGAUGGCUCGCCCGUGCUAAGUGACUCGGAGGGCUCGGGGAUGGGUAUUGAUAAUCAAUGCUUCGAAAUUAGAAAACGUGUCCCGGUCUCCGCCUCGGUGGGAGCUGGUCGGGGAAUUUUGGGGAAGGUCUCCCAAGUUGUAGCGUCUUUCGAGGCUGGAUUGGCUAUUGAUCAAGGUAAAAUGGAAUCGGGUAUGGUCAAAGGCGAGGUAGUCCGUUCGAAUUCGGAGCAUAAAGGAGUGCAUGAGGA